AUGGAGGGCCAGGAGGACGCCGUGUCGAUGUUCUGCGACGUCACGGGCGCCGAUCCCGACGUGGCGAGCCAUUACCUGGAGGCAUUCGCCUGGAACAUCGACAGCGCAAUCGCGCACUUCCUGGACAACCCCGCCGAUGGGCGGCCACCAGGCCCGAUCGACGGCGGCGCCCAGGCCGGGAUGGAAUUCGACGACGUGGAGGAGGUCAUGGCGCCGUCGGGGAGGGCGCCCGCUGCCAUGCCGCCCGGCGAGCCGCCCGUGCCCCACGGCGACGACGACCUCCAGAGGGCUCUGGAAGAGUCGAUCCGCGCCACGGGUUCUGCCUCCAUGCCGGCCGCGGGAACGGGGGCGAUGCAGGCUCACGGGUCGGGCAGUGAGGCGCUGGUGCUGGACGACGAUGAGCCAGUGCUUCUGCCAGAAGUUCACCAUGUCAGCAGCAGCCCCAACUCUGAAGACGAUCCCAGCUACCGUCCUGCGGAUGAGCUGAUGCCUGAAGAACAUGGAUAUGCCGAUCUGUCUGAUAGGGGCAGUCCCCCUUCACCUCCAGCACGUCAGCCCCAAGAUGACGAACCCAUCCUUCCAGACGAUAUCAAUGCAGAAGAAGCAAGAAUGCUGGAAGCUGUGAUGAUAGGUGCAGACUUCAAAGGACACAUACCAGACUUUUCUGAACUACGGGUGGCAAGGCCACCACCAGUUGUGUCUGCAGCCACCCGUGCCAACAGGACCCUUAGGGCUGAGCAGGACAGGGAGUAUGAGGAGUCUCUAAGGGCAGACAGGGAAAAGGUCGAGGCUGCUCAGCAGGCUGCGAUGAAAGCCAGGGAGUCUCAACGCCAGAAGUCAGAAGAGGCAGUGCUUGAGGCUCGGCGGCAGGCUGAGGAGGCAGCUGCGAUUGAUAGGCUGAUGCAGUCCAAGAGAGCCAGUCUGCCAAGCGAGCCAGAUGAUGGAGACUCUGACUCAGUGACAGUAAUGGUGCGGUUGCCACAAGGUGCUCGCCUUGGACGCCGGUUCCGGCAGUCAGACCCUCUGUCUGCCUUGUUCGACUUCAUUGACAUCAAGAUCUGUGACACCCAGAACGGCUCCAGCAGCUUUAAACCUGGCACUUACAACUUGGUGCGGAAUUAUCCCAGAAGAGCUUUCUCCCUGCAGGAUGCCACAGGUUCACUGCAGGAUGCAGGGCUGACGAGCAAGCAAGAGGCCCUGUUCCUAGAAUCCAAAUGA
Molecule: messenger RNA, 1218 nt
Organism: Ostreobium quekettii
Lineage: Eukaryota; Viridiplantae; Chlorophyta; Ulvophyceae; Bryopsidales; Ostreobiaceae
Source: the annotation of a GenBank genome assembly